UCUACCUGCAUUUUUCCAACUCUACAAACAAUUCUCAAAGCCAAAAUCAAUCUCAAGGUCAGACAUUUUUCUUUCUUCAUCUUUCGUCCUUCCCCUUCGAAUCUUCAUGGAUCUUGCGCCGGAGGAGCUCCAAUUCCUGUCAUUGCCGGACAUUUUGAGGGAAUCGAUUGCAAUCCCCCGACGAUCCCCAAAGACCUUCUAUUUCAUAACCCUAACCCUGAUUUUCCCUCUUUCUUUUGCCAUCUUGGCUCACUCCCUCUUCACCCACCCCAUCUUGGCUCAACUCGAGGACCACCCCUCAGCGGACCCAGCUCAGACCCGCCACCAGUGGACCCUUUUGUUGAUUUAUCAGUUCUGUUACCUCAUCUUUCUCUUCGCCUUCUCGCUGUUGUCCACUGCUGCUGUUGUGUUCACCGUUGCGUCGCUUUACACUUCAAAGCCAGUGUCUUUCACUUCAACUAUUGCGGCCAUCCCCAGGGUUUUUAAGCGGCUUUUCAUCACCUUUUUGUGGGUUUCGCUUCUGAUGCUUGUUUACAAUGCUAUUUUGAUCAUUCUCCUGGUGAUUUUUGUCAUUGCAGUUGAUGCCCAGAAUGCGUUUCUGGUGAUUUUCUCUUUUGUUGUUAUUAUGGUUCUUUUCUUGGGUGUUCAUGUGUACAUCACGGCUUGGUGGCAUUUAGCUAGUGUGGUGUCGGUGCUGGAGCCCAUUUAUGGGUUUUCUGCAAUGAAGAAGAGCUAUGAGUUGCUGAAGGGCAGGGUGAGGAUGGCUUGCAUAUUGGUCUUUUGCUACUUGGCAAUCUGUGCAGUGAUUAAUGGUAUUUUCGGGCAAGUGGUCGUACAUGGAGGAGAGUAUUUUGGUGUUUUCCAAAGGAUUGUGGUGGGAGGGUUUCUUGUGGGGGUUUUGGUGAUUGUGAAUCUGGUUGGCUUGCUGGUGCAGAGCGUCUUUUACUAUGUCUGUAAGAGUUAUCACCAUCAGGGCAUCGAUAAGUUGGCUUUGCAUGAUCACCUUGGAGGAUAUCUUGGGGAGUAUGUGCCUCUGAAGAGCAGCAUUCAGAUGGAGAACUUAGAUGUCUGAUAAAAACAGAUCUGUAUGAAAUGGUGUAGAAUGAAAAUAUCUUUGUUAUUGGUAUGUGUAAUUCUCACUCUCUGUGCUCUACGGAUAUCUGUUCCUUUUGUUUUUAAUCUUUUCGCAAUAACAGUUUCAUAUACAUGUUUUGUUUAAUGUGUAGCACGUGUGUGUCAUAGUGCAAUUUACAAUAGAAAUUGUGCAAUGCCUUUUGUUCUUAACAAUUGGUUUUAGAUUUAGGAAUGAACCUUAUAGUUGAUGCUUACAGGGGAACAAUCUUCUUAUUUUAGAUAUUGCUGUAAUCAAGUGUUAAGGGAGAUGGUGUCUUUUAGGCAUUUGGUGCUAACAAUUUUGCUAAGGAUUGUAGUAGGCAACUAGAGAGCGUAUAACAUAAGGGGUCGCUGAUUUCCUUGCUUUUUGCUCAGUCAACGCCCUUAAGGGAAGUGGUAAUGGACUGAUAUGAAAACAGGGAUUAGCGAUCGCCACAUAACCAGAUAAGGUAGUUUCUGUUUAGCUUUUCAACAAUUUAGAGGCAACUUAAAUUCUAUGGUCCAUGCUUUGAAAAAUGGUUGUAUCCAAAAUUUGCAAUGAGUCAAUGACUCAUUUUUAUCCAUGGAUGCCCUGAAUGAGGAAGUAACCAAUGUCAUUGGAGUGAUUAAACUUUGACUUGUAAUAUAAUUUGGGGGAAAAUUGCUAUUUAGCUACUUGUAGUUCCAAGAAAGUGCACAUAAAGACUUAUUUUAAAA
Molecule: messenger RNA, 1809 nt
Organism: Rubroshorea leprosula
Lineage: Eukaryota; Viridiplantae; Streptophyta; Magnoliopsida; Malvales; Dipterocarpaceae
Source: the annotation of a GenBank genome assembly